Messenger RNA from Frankliniella occidentalis (western flower thrips), 4694 nucleotides. RefSeq lists its product as uncharacterized. Gene Ontology annotation, molecular function: zinc ion transmembrane transporter activity. Gene Ontology annotation, biological process: detoxification of zinc ion; intracellular zinc ion homeostasis; zinc ion transmembrane transport. NCBI's taxonomy places the organism in Eukaryota, Metazoa, Arthropoda, Insecta, Thysanoptera, Thripidae. Bases 620 to 2131 code for a protein of 503 amino acids. Gene Ontology annotation, cellular component: membrane. The transcript is spliced from 10 exons. The record is from RefSeq and is a predicted model, not a curated record.
CUCAUCACUCCACUCCGAGUUGUAGUGCCACGCCGCCCUCUCGCCCGUGCUCCGCGUGCUCCGUGCUCGUGCAAGCGCCCCUGCUCGCGCUCCGCUGCACGCCCGGCCCGUGCGCACGCCCCCGGCACGCGUCAGACCGUGGGUGGGCCGUGCUGCCGCAAGCUACCGCAAGCUGCCGCCGUGCUCCCGUACCGCGACUUUUCGUCCUCUCGCGGGCACUUUGGCGAGGCGUUACAGCGCGUGCGUGUGCGCUCGUCUGUGAGUGUUGAAGCGUGUGCGUGUGAGUGUGUGAGUGCGGACGUGCGCCAGUGGUAGUGCCCAGUGCUGCUCGUCGGCCGUCUUUUGUCGGCCCCGUGACCUCAUCGUCGCAUCGCCUUCGUGCCGUCACCCGAACGGGUUGAGUUGGGAAGGACCAGUGACUAUUGUGUGCCCCGAGCCCGAGGGGAGGAAAGUGAAUUUAUUUUCAAAGACUGCUUGUAUCUUUACUCGGAGAGCACCGACCCAGUGAAAUUUCGCUCCGUGGAUACAGGAGGGUGUAAACAAGGAAUUUUACAGCCGAGAAUGCUGUAAAGCAAGCCCCGUUUUUUGCGACGAAGAAAUAAAAAAAUUAUACUUCAAAAUGGGUCGGUAUACCGGUAAAAAAUGCCGUUUAAUUUCCAUGUUUUGGUUGACAACUUCCUUCUUCUUAGUGGAAAUUACUGUUGGAUAUGUCACAAAUUCUAUGGCAUUGGUGGCAGACAGUUUUCAUAUGUUAAGUGAUGUAGCUGCCUUAGUAGUAGCAUUUUUAUCAGUAAAGAUGUCACCUAAGAAGUGGUCCAAAAAUACGUUUGGAUGGGCUAGAGCUGAAGUCUUGGGAGCUCUUGUAAACGCAGUGUUCCUUGUUGCUCUAUGCUUUUCUAUUACAGUUGAAGCAUGUAAAAGGUUUAUAGAAGUGGAAGAAAUACAUGAGCCAAAACUUAUUGUUGUUGUUGGCGUACUUGGUCUACUUAUCAAUCUAGUGGGUCUUUGUCUCUUCCAUGAGCAUGGUCAUGGUGGUCAUGGUCAUUCCCAUGGUGGUAUUUCACAUGGAGGUAUUGGUCGCAGUCAUACAAGAUUGACUCAAUUGGUGUCGACGGAUGACAAUGAAAAUGAUGAAACUUUUAACCCUCCGAUUGGGCCAACUCUGGCUGCAGCCAUUAGCAACAACAAGGGGCAUGAAGACAGUGCUGUGGAGCCGUCAGCCUCUCAAAUGAAUAUGAGAGGAGUCUUCCUUCAUGUACUGGCUGAUGCACUUGGCUCUGUCAUUGUGAUUGCUUCUGCCCUGGUUGUGUGGCUGACCGAUUGGGAAUACAGAUUGUACAUGGACCCUGCCCUCAGUGUUGUAAUGGUUGUGUUAAUUCUGCGAGCGGUUUGGCCCCUGUUGCAAGAAUCUGCCUUGAUUCUCCUGCAGACUGUCCCCACACACAUCCAGGUAGAUGCUAUUCAGCGUAGGCUGUUAGAAAAGGUUGAUGGAGUGUUGGCUGUGCAUGAAUUCCAUGUGUGGCAACUUGCUGGGGAUAGGAUCAUUGCAUCUGCACACAUUAGGGUGCGCAAUUUGUCUGAGUAUAUGAAGAUUGCAGAAAAAGUUAAGGAGUUUUUCCAUAAUGAAGGCAUUCACUCCACUACAAUCCAGCCCGAGUUUAUUGAAAUUGGUGAUUUUGCAGAGGACACUGUGCAGCCUGGCCCAACUGAGGUGUGUGUGCUGGAUUGCCCGCAGACGGACAGACCUUGUGCACUCUCUACUUGCUGCGGCCCAUCAAAGCAUGGAUCGCCUAGACUCAACCCACAAACUGUGGGGAGGGAUUCACCAUCUCCUGGAGACACACCAUACAUGUGCCGUCAGCGUAACAAUGCAUCAUCCACCUUUGUAAUCAACAAUCGAAGUGAAGAGGUCAACCAGAUGGAAAGGGGAGCACUUCUUCGAGGAACACGAGAUAUUGCACCAACUGUUUCAGCUGAGAGCACUUUAUCUCUAAAUACACCCCCCCCUGCCUUUCCAGGCUCCUCUGAACAGUUCCCUCAAGCUCUAAAUGGAUCAUGCAAGCGUCCAUCUAGCCCUCCAUCACCUGUAAUUGAGAGAGACAACAGUAAUUGUGAUGCUGCCAUUGUUUGACCCCUAUUGUAAAUGGGUUAAUUUUAUCCAGAUUGUGACACCAAAUUUGAAUGUGAUAAGGUUUUAUUGGGUUUGUCAAAGGGCCUUUUUUAAAAAGAAAAAAACAAACAACUUGUUGACCUUUGCGUAUGCAUUCUUCAGAGAGUCACAAGAUGUGCAUUUUAAUGUGAUCAGGUCAUCAGAUUUUAUCAAACCUGGUUUUCAUGUGGUUAGAUUUGUACCUUUAUAGUUACUUAUUGGAAUACCUCUAGUCCUACCCCAUGUAUUUAAACUACCAAUCAUUCUAAAGGACAAGAGAUGAGCUUGGCAAUUUAACCAUUGUACUUUUUAAAGUGACAUAAAGACUGAAUGUGGAAGAAUUAAGCACUUUGUCUGUAAAGAUUGUAGUUAAACUAGAGCAAAAUCACAUGAUCAACUGAACUUGCACAGACGUAUGUGGUAUUUUGUACUACUGUGUGUUAAUACUUUUAUACUUUUGUCCUUCAACUUAGAAGGAAAUUACCCACCUAGUUAACCUAGAGAACAAAAUGGGUUGUUUUCAUUCAUGAAAUUUUUUGUUCAAAUCUGGAUCCUAGGAUGGUGUCAGAUGUUGUAACUACUGUAAAGUAGUACAUGUAUGUAGCUUUCUUGUUUGUGUAAGUGUAUGCAAACCCUCCUCCUGUGAUACUGUGUGGUUUUGCCUCAUCUUUCAGUGCUCGAGGCUUUUCAUUCAGAUUUGGAGUACUCAAUUUCUACUGUAGAAAGAUGAUGUAGUACUGAAAAAUAUUUCUGUGUUAGUUUCUUUGUGUUGGUGUGUAUGCAUGUAUGCAUCCAUGUAUGCUUGUAUAUGUAUGUAUCUAAUGUAUGUAUAUGUCUGUGUGUGUGUGUGUUUGGGUGUGAAAGUUUGUGUGCAUUAUAAAGUGAAAUGCUACUGUGCUCAAAUUUUGUGUGUGGAAUUGUAUAUUAAUUUUGACUGGAGCAAUUUUAUACUUGUGCAUAAUGAAGUUAAUCUCUUUUUCAUUUUGAGGAAAUAGGGAACCAUAGUUAUCCGUCUUUUUCAAAUAUUCACUUUUAUCUGCUGCCUUGACUAGGAUAAGUUUGUUGUAUGAGCAACAAAUAAGAUCUUUUUUACCUCCAAAAUGUAUACUCUACUGUGACCUAGUGAGGCAGCCUCUUUUGUCAGUCUUAUCCUUGUCAUGUCCCUUUUGACAAGAAGCAAGAUUUAUUACAAUUGACAAUUUAUUUUACACCUUUAGUGUUUGCUUGUUUAUGUUGUUUUUAAUUUGUAUAAAUUCACAAGAGAUAUAAAGUGUUUUUUUUUUUAACAUAUUUAUUGAUUGAUUGAUUGACUUGAUUGAUUUUGUAGCUUUAAGUCAGAUUGCAGCCAAAUGACAAACUUUUCUUUAGCUGCUGUGUAUUAUUGUAUUUAUCUCUCCCUUUAUAUUCCUUUUAAAAGUUUCUUAAUGUGUUGCUGAACUGUGUUUUUCAAGGUUUACACACUAUUGCUGUUUAUUCACAUUUGAUGUGAAGAUCUUUAUAGAAAUAUAUAUAACAGUUAGAUCCAUAUAUAAAUAUCCAUAUAUGAUAAUGAAUUCUAUUCAUUUUUAUCUAGUGCUGACGCAUUUGUUGAGAUGUUUAUCCAUUGUUGAUUAUUUUUUCUCACAACAGAAUUACUUGAAAAGUGUUAUGACAGUGCCUCAUUGUAAUCAAUCUGUUUAAAUUUCUACCUCACCAUAUGAAGUAUAAAUUGGUGUAUAAGAUGGAAUUCUGUGUAUUUUCUAUGCUAUGUUGAGUGAAUAUCCAGGGCUCUCAUCUAAAGCUUACACUGUCCUGUAAUGCAAUUUUUCUUUAAGAAUUACCAUAUUUUCUCUAUUUUUACGUAAGUGGAUCUUUUCCAGGAAUUCUUUGUGAUAAGAAAGAGAUCUACAGCACAUUUGAUAUUCUGUUACCAGUAGAAUCUUCCAAGAAAUGAGCAUUGUCUGCCACUGUAUGACAAUUUCUGACUUUUGCUGUGUUUUUGCAACAACGCAUUGAACCUCAUUUUUAUUUUCCAUGCUGAAUUUGAUUAAAUGAUUCAAACGUUAAACACACGCAUAUCUAUUUGUGUUCAAAUUGAGGUACUCAAGGUUAAAGAAUUUUCACAGUAUUCUAUAUCCUUGACAAAAGUUCUAUUCUCUUCAUUGAGAAGUUAACUUCUUUCCAUGAUUCCUUUUAUACCAUAAUUUUUAUUCAUAACAUGUAAGGAAAUUGUUUUUAACUGACUCUUAAGCUUUUAAUUUACCCUAUCAUAUUUGCCUGUAGGCUGUGAGAGUAUUACAAUUUGUAAAUAGUGACUAGCAGUGACUUUGUUGAAGUUAACUGCGGGACUUAAAGUGCAAAAUCUGCAGCAAAAUGGUCUUGGUUCUGAGUUUUCAUUUUUUAAAAAUUGUCUGAAAACAUCUUUUUAAAUGUGAAACGAUUCCUGCCCUUUUUUCGUACAUACAAUGAUUGUCAGUGAAAGUCAUAUUUCACAAACAUUCACGAGAACAUGUCGGAAAGAAAUUGGUAAAUUGGUAAAUAAAGGAAUGACCGCCCUACCACCAAA